UCGCGCGCGCGGCUCCUCUCGGCGGCGGUGGCCCGGUGGAGGGGUCCGCGGAGGCGGUGGUGGCGGCGCUCUUCCCGGCGCGUCCUCCGAGCGGGGUCCGGGCUGUGCGAGGUCGGGUGACGGCGCUGCGACCCCGGCCGGGGUCGGACCGCGGGUCGCCUCCCAGGCCGCCCCCCGGGCCCCGCGUCCCCUCCCCCGCUGGCGGGGCCCGGACUGAAGAUGGUGCAGAAGAGAACGGCCGAACUUCAGGGCUUCCAUCAUUCGUUCAAGGGGCAGAGCCCUUUCGAGCUGGCCUUCUCCUUAGACCCUGCCCAGCACAGGGACGCUGACUUCAGCCCACAGCGCGAGGCCCGUCCUGACAUGCCUUCCAGCCAGCCCAUCGACAUCCCAGAUGCCAAGAAGAGAGGCCGGAAAAAGAAGCGAUGCCGGGCCACCGACAGCUUCUCAGGCAGGUUCGAAGAUGUGUACCAGCUGCAGGAGGAUGUGCUGGGGGAAGGGGCCCACGCCCGUGUGCAGACUUGUGUCAAUCUAAUCACCAACCAGGAGUAUGCUGUCAAGAUCAUCGAGAAGCAUCUGGGCCACAUCCGCAGCAGGGUGUUCCGGGAGGUGGAGAUGCUGUACCAGUGCCAGGGACAUAGGAAUGUCCUGGAGCUGAUCGAGUUCUUCGAGGAGGAAGACCGCUUCUACCUGGUGUUUGAGAAGAUGCGUGGAGGAUCCGUCCUGAACCACAUCCACAGGAGACGUCACUUCAGCGAGCUGGAGGCCAGCGUGGUGGUGCAGGACGUGGCCAGUGCCCUGGACUUCCUGCACAACAAAGGCAUCGCCCACAGGGACCUAAAGCCAGAGAACAUUCUGUGUGAGCACCCCAACCAGGUCUCGCCAGUGAAGAUCUGUGACUUUGACCUGGGCAGUGGCAUCAAACUCAACGGCGACUGCUCUCCCAUCUCCACGCCUGAGCUGCUCACCCCGUGUGGGUCAGCAGAGUACAUGGCCCCAGAGGUGGUGGAGGCCUUCAGUGAGGAGGCCAGCAUCUAUGACAAGCGCUGCGACCUGUGGAGCCUGGGUGUCAUCCUCUACAUCCUGCUCAGCGGCUACCCACCCUUCGUGGGCCACUGUGGCAGCGACUGUGGCUGGGACCGUGGGGAGGCCUGCCCAGCCUGCCAGAACAUGCUGUUUGAGAGCAUCCAGGAGGGGAAGUACGAGUUCCCCGACAAGGACUGGGCCCAUAUCUCCUUCGCCGCCAAAGACCUCAUCUCCAAGCUGCUGGUCCGAGAUGCCAAGCAGAGGUUGAGUGCUGCCCAAGUCCUGCAGCACCCGUGGGUGCAGGGGUGCGCCCCAGAGAACACCCUCCCGACACCCUUGGUUCUGCAGAGGAACAGCUGUGCCAAAGACCUCACGUCCUUCGCUGCUGAGGCCAUCGCCAUGAACCGGCAGCUGGCCCAGUGUGAGGAGGACACGGGGCAGGACCAGCCCGUGGUCAUCCGAGCUACCUCACGCUGCCUGCAGCUGUCUCCACCCUCCCAGUCCAAGCUGGCCCAGCGGCGACAGAGGGCAAGCCUGUCCGGCACCCCCGUGGUCCUUGUGGGGGACCGUGCGUGAUCCCACCAGCCCCUUGUACAUACGCCCUGCCCUGCAGGGCCUGAAGGCCAGGGUCCUGGGCACCGCCCUUGCCAUUCCAGGCAGCAGUUUUCCUGGGUCCUGCUAGGGGAUGUUGGGUUCUGUUGGGAGGUGUUUUCUUUUUCUCUGUCCUCACCCCCCACCCUGCCUAUUUGGCUUUGUUUUGUUUUGUUUUCCUUUUACCACUUUUGAAAGCAAGUGCCCAGAAGGAGGGCGGAGGGUUUGGGCCACACAGCCUGCACCCCACGAUGCUCGCCUGUCAACUGUGAAGGCCACCUGCGCCCCACUCCAGCCACUGCUGUCUUCCAGGGUUGGGGAUCCCGCAGGGUCAGCACCCCACGCCUCCCUCUCCCUAGCCCUCAGUACCGUCAGGGACAGGCCCUUCUGGUGAGCACAGUGGCCCAUGUCUGUCCCCACCAGAGCACUCAGUCUGGGACGGGAUUCCACUGUCUUGGAUAGAGACCUCUGGGGUUGGGUGCAUGGGGAUGUCCCCAUCACCUGCCUGCCCUGUCCAUGCAGGGUUGACAAUCAGAAUCUCCUCCCAGGCUGCUUAUUAGCCCCUUGCCCUGGGUCAGACCUGCCAGGGGCAGAGCUGGAGGGCGACCCGAACCCAGCUAGCUCCAUCAGGAGGGGAGGUGCUGGGCAAGGACCUCAUCAGCAAACACGGGGUUCCCAAGUGACUCCCACCCUUCUCAGGGCUCAGCCUGACCACGGCCACACCCUGCCCUGUGCUGCCCCUGGGUCUGGAGUUCAUGAGUUCCUGGCUACCUUCUGUUACCCAGAGCUGCAGCAGCACCCAGAGGGUCCUCACCUUCCCUCUGCCCUAAGGGCAGCAGCUUGGGUGUACCUACCUUCAGGAAAGGGGCAAAAGCUGCCUCGCCCCCCCCCAGGACACCCAAGACAAGGUGGGCAGGCACUGGGUGGCCCUUCAGUGCCCCAGGCCUGGGGGCUGUUUCUAGCCACGAGCUACUAUGCAAUACGAGUUCCCAUUUUCUCCGUGGCCCUGCUGGACGGGGGCGGCUUUGGGGGCCAGGCCACCCCGCCUGCCACUCCUCUGCUCAGGUGUCUCCAGGGCAGCCCCUGGCCUCAAAACUCCUUGUCAAGGUUGUUCAUCCAGUUUAGUUUAGGCUUUUUUUUUUUUUUAAUAAUUUGACUUGCUUCCCUGUUCUUGAAGAGUACUUGAAUGUUGGGGUGUGGUGGGUGGGGACCUGGGACACCCACUGCCCAGCACCCUCCGCCCUCCUCCCUUGUCUCAUAGGAUUGUCACAGUAGGGGAGGUGACAUGCCUUCAGCCCUGCCUGCCUCAACACGAUUCCAAAGACCCCCUGGAGGGAGGAGGACUCCCGGGCCCUGUUCUCACCCGCCAGCAUGAUUCUGCUGUUGGGCACCGAGGACGCCCCUGCAGGUUCUUGAAGCAACCUGACUGCACAGAGCUGAUCCCUCCCCGCAAGCAGGGCUGUCAUUUCCUUGGUCUCUUCCAUGCCCGACCUGGAGCACGGGUCAAGACCCCUUACCUGUGAAUGAGGCGAUCCUGGGGUGGCUUGGCCACAAACCAUGCUGAACUCUGUAAAAAGGAAGAAAACCCUGUCUCAGAGUGGGGACAUGCAAGCACUUUCAACUCCAUCCUAUCAGGGAAAAGACCGCUACAGACUGCUUCCCACCAACUGUCAACGCCAGGAUUUUGUAUUCUGUUUUGUAAGGAUUUAAUAAAAGUCAUUUAAAAAUC
Molecule: messenger RNA, 3343 nt
Organism: Mesocricetus auratus (golden hamster)
Lineage: Eukaryota; Metazoa; Chordata; Mammalia; Rodentia; Cricetidae
Gene: Mknk2
Product: MAPK interacting serine/threonine kinase 2
Exons: 14
Coding region: 220-1599 (459 amino acids)
Biological process (GO): peptidyl-serine phosphorylation; intracellular signal transduction; protein autophosphorylation
Cellular component (GO): cytoplasm; nucleus
Molecular function (GO): calcium-dependent protein serine/threonine kinase activity; calcium/calmodulin-dependent protein kinase activity; calmodulin binding
Source: RefSeq, a predicted model, not a curated record